AUGAUUUUACUUUCCCACUAUAACAUCAUUCUGUUGGGCCUAAUUCUUUUUUUUGUUUCACUGUACAAAUCCAAAGUAUUAAAAAGUUCAAAAUAUCCUCAUUACAAUAAAGUGCUUGCAACCGCUUACCAUGGCAGAAAUGUAAAUCAUUUGUUUCAACAUGACAAAAGAAAAAACCAUUUAACCCAUAAGCUAUUCUUUUUAAAAAAAGAAAAAAAUGAUUCCUACUUUAAAGGGAUAAAUAACUUUAAAAGUUUCUUAAAAGGUCUUUUUGUCGUAAAUGAAAUUUGCAAAGAUGGCAACGAGAUGUUAAUACAAGAAGAAGGAGAAGAAGAAGACGGGGCAGGACGCACACAAAUGGGAAGCGUAAGCAUGCUGGGGAUCACUCUUGGGAAGCUCAUGUAUCCUCCGCACGAUGUGCAAAGGUUUGUUAGAUGCUACCUCUUUCCUUCUCGCGAUGGAGGUAGAAGCAUCAGCAGCAUUUACACACCUAGCGAAAUGCCAAAUGAGACGCAUAGAGAAAGGCCAAAUGAGAUGCAUAGAGAAAGGCCAAAUGAGAAGCAUGGAGAAAGCCCAAAUGCUGAAAUGGAAAGAUGUGUGGACACACGAAAAACCCCAUGCUUUGUCAAACAAGACGUGGAUAAAGGAACUCUUGGCUUGGACAUGUCUGUAAAAAUCGCGAGAUAUAUCAACCGACAACUAAUGCAUUUAACGAACGAACUUAUAAGCAUGCAAAAAUAUUUUGAGAGGAAAAGAGAGGAAGAAAUGUCAAGACAAAGCAACAGUGAGAAUGGAAAGAUGAACAAUUGUGUAAGGUGGAAUUAUUAUAUAAAUAAGAAAGAAAAUCCUUUAAAAUGUUUUGUAUAUUUAAAUGUACCAGAGGGAACAGUUAUGUUAAAACCAGAAAAAGUCGAUGACAACAAGAAUUUUUUAAUUUCAAUUAAUGCAUUAAAUGAUAUUAGAAGAAACAACAAAGAAAUAUUAAAAAAUAUUUAUUUCAAAAAAUAUGAAAUAACAUUUGACCAUAUAUACAGAAAUAGCAAUUUCAUAACUUUAUUAGUUAAUAAAUUUAUUGACCAUCCAUAUCUUAUUAAUUCAAUAUCCUUUCUUUCACUGACAUCAUCUUUUUAUCUGUUAAGUGAUGUGUUCUGUCAAGGAGUUCUACAUCUAUUAAGUAGCGAAAUAAUUUGGAACCCAUUUAUCUACAACAUUUGGUGUAACAUACACCACACAACCUUACCACUGAAAUUGUAUCUAGUCAAACAAACAUGUUCCUAUGGAAGAAUAGCAUUCGACUUUUUAGUAAAUUAUAUGAGAUCCAAGUUAAUUAAAUUAGAAACUUCAUUAAUAAAUUCUUCAUUGAAACAAAAAGUAAAUUUAGAUAAUUACGAGGAAAAUAGAUAUGAUGAUAAAAACUUUACCAUUUCUACACAUUGUGAUAUUUCGGAUGAGGACGAACAGGAUUUUAUGUACAUUUGA
Plasmodium gonderi is the source of this 1479-nucleotide messenger RNA. RefSeq lists its product as hypothetical. The record is from RefSeq and is a predicted model, not a curated record. The transcript has a single exon. Lineage: Eukaryota; Apicomplexa; Aconoidasida; Haemosporida; Plasmodiidae. The coding region runs from base 1 to 1479 and encodes 492 amino acids.